GCUGAUUUUAAUCUGUAUCUGAUCCCCACCCUUUCCACCCGGGUUCGAGUGAGAUGAUCGUCGCUCAUCACGACGCAUAUCUACCGGUGCUGUGUGCGAUGCCGCCCUGCCUUUGACGACCGUUCUUCACCCAAGAUGCUCACCAUACCACUGUCCCUCAUUCUUUUUGCGUCGCAUGCCGCGUCAUGGCAAUUUAAUUUUAACAGCACCGCCGUGGUGAACACUUCUGCCACCGUUACAUGGACGAGGAAUGACGACGAUAGUACAACAACUGGUUUUGGUUUCCGAUUGAGACAACCUGACGUGCUUCCUUCGACGGAGACUGUCCCGUAUUGGUGUAUCUUCGGGGGUGUCGGUGAGACAAAGGGUGCUUUUUUUGUCGAAUUUUUCACUGCAGGAUCGUACAUUGCUGAGGCGAUGCAGAUCGCGGCAAACCAAACGACGAAUUCAUCAAGAGAUAUUCUCGGUUCUAGUGAUAUAAUUAGUGUCCAGCCCACCGAUUCACAGACUCCUCAGUGAGUGAUCAAGCUAAAGGCGGCAUUCAGCCUCAAACCCAGAUGCUCUUCCAGAGACAUGCUCACUCUCAAUUUCGUCGUUAAUACAGCGGUACAAGAAACAAACACUGAAACGUGGGUCACAAUUUAUUUUGAAAUUUCAGUUUCAUCUUCACGAUCUACAGCACGUCGG
Molecule: messenger RNA, 687 nt
Organism: Guyanagaster necrorhizus
Lineage: Eukaryota; Fungi; Basidiomycota; Agaricomycetes; Agaricales; Physalacriaceae
Exons: 5
Coding region: 136-519 (127 amino acids)
Source: RefSeq, a predicted model, not a curated record